Molecule: messenger RNA, 567 nt
Organism: Seminavis robusta
Lineage: Eukaryota; Bacillariophyta; Bacillariophyceae; Naviculales; Naviculaceae
Source: the annotation of a GenBank genome assembly
AUGGACGGAGCGUGGACCUCGAAGCGUGGAAUUCCCACGCCAAGCAACCCAAUCGGCCCAUCAAUUUACUUCAAAGCCUCUGUUCUGCUUUGGCUCACAGGAAGCAACGAAACAGAACGGCACCAUGUCAGCUGCAAAGGAAAGUGCCACGAAAUCGUGCGCCUUAACGUUGGUGGCACAAAAUACAAAGUAUCGCGGUCGCUCAUCGAAACAUACCCGGAUACAAUGCUGGCGAAGAUAAUCUCCAAGACAUGGCAACACGACCCCAAUAGUGAGGUAUUCAUCGACCGUGACGGCGAGCGCUUCCGAUACGUUCUAGAUUACAUGCGCGACCAGAAAGCUUUUGUGGCCAUGAACGUUUCGAAGGCCUCAAUUAUCAAGGAGCUCGAGUAUUUUGGUUUCGAGAACGUGCCCGACAACGCGGUCGAUUGCAGUGGCGCCAACUUGGAGGCUGCAGAGCACAUGAUCAUGAUACUGAAGGAUCACAAAGCUGCCGCAGAAGACCCCACGGGCACUAUCGCACGGAUGGAGGAGACAAAGGACUACUCCGCCAUAGCGCACAAAUAA